GCGUCUUCAGGUGUACGGUUGUUGGACGCGAAGUUCAAAAAAUCCACAAGUGAUUCUUUAUAUUAUAAUAAUGCAAUGUAUAUUAUCAAUUUUAUUACUCGUGGUAUACAAUGUUGUGCUCAAUGAGUGUAGAAUACCAUCAGAACUAUCCACAAUCACAUUUGAAACAAAGUUUAGCAAUGAUCCUAACGAGAACCUUGGCUGUAGAGUGUCACUUAACGAGGAUCUCGAUCAGCACCAACCUUUAUUAAUUGUACCUGGAACAACGAAAUUUGUCACACCAGUGGCAAACACCACCGAUAUACAAUUUAGCAAUGGCGAACAGGUCGAACUGCAUUGUCCACAUGGCUUUUUGGUGUCAGAUGCAACAUCGAUAAUUGCCGCGUGCAAUGGAAAGGACGGGUUCAUUCAUCAUGGAAAAGUGUACGAAAUUUCGCAAUUAACUUGUCGCGAUCCGGUAUUCCAUACGGCUCAACGGACCGGAGGGAAGUGUUUCAACAACGCAACACUCAUCAAAGUUGGUUUCGAUCUCGGAACCCGAUUCCUGUCCCUUUACGAAGUUUGUUUCGACGAGAAGACCCUCCAGAGCCACUAUGUGAAAUACAGCUUAGCACCUUGGAAUAUCAAGCACGAACGUUCGAAACGGGAUCAUUUUCUACAAGGUGAUCUGUUUCCCGACAUUGAGAUGACAGAGAUCUAUUCAUUCAAUUCACAACACGCCACAUUCAGACUGAUAUUGGGCUCAGUUGAGAGUGCUAAUUCAUUGCUGAACAGAAGGAAGGAUAUGUUCAUAGCUAGAGGACAACUUGCGGCGCAAGAAGAUUUUGUCUUUGGAGCACAUCAAGCUGCCACAUUUCGAUACAGUAACGUUGCUCCACAAUGGGAGAAGUUCAAGUCCUUCAACUGGCAGUAUAUCGAAAACGGCGUCAGGGCGUUUAUAACUCGGCACAACUUGAAUGUGACUGUGUACACUGGAACGUACGGAAUCAUGGAGCUGCCUGACGAUGAUGGAGAUAUGCAACAAAUUUACUUGGAUUACGAUUACCAUAAUGGCAGCCGUAUACCUGUGCCGAAAAUCUUCUACAAAAUAAUUCACGAUGAACAGAAUAAUGCGGGCAUUGCGUUGAUAGGGGUGAACAAUCCGUAUGUGACUUUGCGGGAUAUUGCGAAGACGUGCAUGCUUUGUGAAGACGUUUCCCACAAACUUGACUGGUUGCAAUGGAUUCCGGAUUACAUUCCGGGAGGAUAUUCUUACGCGUGCAGGGUUAACGACUUCAACGACGUCAUCAUGCAUCAUGCAUUUGAUGAGAUUACCAAUUUGUUGAUUUAGACUGAGUAACUAGUUUUACGUACCAACAGCACCAACGAUAGUGAUAUUACUAGAGCACAGAGGGCUUUCACAUUCCGAGUAGACAUAGUUACCGAUACUGUUAGGGUGAAUUUCUGCACUGCAGAUGUAUUUAAAGUAUGAUUACACGGUGUGUGAUUCUGAUGAUUGAUAUAAUUGUUGCAUUUUUAGCAUUAAGCUCGUAAUUGUUAAUUUUAGACUAAAAUUAGUUAAUGUUUGUAAUUAAAGUCUAUUACUGCUUGUUUGAAGUUCAUAAUGCAGUGCAUUUCUAAAUGUUUGGAUAUAGAUUCCAAAAGGAGUGUGAAUAAGCUUUCAUCAAGAAUUGACGUACAUGUAUCUAGAACGAAGAUUGUAUGUGCAAUCGCGAUUUAUAUGAGCA
Molecule: messenger RNA, 1727 nt
Organism: Armigeres subalbatus
Lineage: Eukaryota; Metazoa; Arthropoda; Insecta; Diptera; Culicidae
Exons: 2
Coding region: 71-1330 (419 amino acids)
Biological process (GO): apoptotic DNA fragmentation
Cellular component (GO): nucleus; mitochondrial inner membrane
Molecular function (GO): nucleic acid binding; single-stranded DNA endonuclease activity; metal ion binding
Source: RefSeq, a predicted model, not a curated record